This is a messenger RNA of Vespula vulgaris, 900 nucleotides long. Its product is annotated as transmembrane protein 179. The transcript has 2 exons. The record is from RefSeq and is a predicted model, not a curated record. The coding region runs from base 197 to 862 and encodes 221 amino acids. NCBI's taxonomy places the organism in Eukaryota, Metazoa, Arthropoda, Insecta, Hymenoptera, Vespidae.
UAUAUGGUUAUAAGCGUAUACAAGUCGAACGUAUUUUCUAAAUACACGCCCGUCAAUGUUUUCAAUGACAAUGUUAGUGGCAAUCAUUGACUCGCUUAAGGAAAAUCACUGAUGUUACUUGCAUAAUUUUUUAUUAAUAAAAGGCUACGAUUUAAUAGCAUUCGUGAAAAACAAGUUGUUUUUUUUGUCAUUAAUUAUGGCUCUAACAAAUAUUUUGCUUCUCAGUCAAAUAGCUGGAUACGUUGUGGCGCUUAUUUUAUCUCUUUGUAUUAUCGUUCCCAUGAGUUUACAUCAAGAUGAAUUUAGGGGACACUGUCUACUUUUUUCAACAGGAACUUGGCAAGAAACUGAUGGACAGUUCGUAGUAAAUUGGGCCUCGCAAAUUUCCUGCAAUUAUACUAUAUUCGUUGGACUUGUCUUAUUUCUAAUGGCAGCGUUCCAGAUUUAUAGGCUUUCCGUUUUUAUGUAUCGUGGCGAAGACAGCUCCUUUCUUUCAGCGUUUGUAGAUGUUGUCAGUUGUAUCUUUCUCACGAUAAUAACGUUGAUUGCUGCUAUUAUUGUAACAUUAGGUUUCAUGACUUGGUGUCAAUAUAUGACAAAAAGAUUUCCUUCUUGCGAAUUAGCUUCUGGAAAUGAUAUUGAUAAAGCUGAUGGUAUUGAUACUUCUGGUUUUCACAUUGAAUUGGGUGCUGCACAAUUUGGAAUAUGGAGUAGUUUGUCGAUUUGGGUUGGUUUAUCGGUUUUUGCUAUGUUAAAAUUGUUGCAUUAUCAUCAAAUAGAAAAUAUGAAAGUAUCUAUGUAUAGAGAAAGGCAAAAGUUAAUUGAAGCAACUGGAAAUAGCCAACAGCAAGAAUCCACUUAAUCUUUUUUGCAAGAGUAAAUAAAAAAGUUAUAAUACUA